AUAUCAACACAACAAUUACCUUGAUGUUACUGUUACUUGUCUUAAUCACUCUAAUAAUGACUUAUACAUAUAGAUAAUUAUACUUUUACACUGUGCCAUAAAUGUAACGAUGCAGUUCUUGAAUGUGACUACUGUAGAGUAGUAAACAUUAACAUUUCUGAACACAAUCAGCAACCAAUGACUCCCACACUAACUAUCGUUUGUAAUUGCUGAGGUGUUUGAGGGAUGGUGUUGCUUCCCCUCCUGGCCUCCUCCCCGCCGGGCGGUCCCAUCACUCACAGCGAACGCCCCGAAUUUCUGUAGCUCCAGGAGACAGCCAAUCAGUAUACGCUGAAGGCAGGGCUAAUCGGAGCUCUGACGCGCUGUUAGCUGCUGGUCUGCUAAGCUAACAUCAGCGAUCCAGCAGAGAAAGAUGGGGUCCAUCCUGAGUCGCCGAAUCGCUGGUGUUGAGGAUAUCGACAUCCAGGCUAACUCGGCCUAUCGAUUUCCACCAAAAUCCGGGAAUUAUUUUGCGAGCCACUUCUUCAUGGGAGGGGAGAAAUUUGACACACCACAUCCUGAGGGAUACCUCUUUGGAGAAAACAUGGACCUGAAUUUUCUUGGAAAUAGGCCGGUGCAGUUUCCAUAUGUGACACCUGCGCCUCAUGAGCCUGUUAAAACCCUGAGGAGUUUGGUGAACAUCAGAAAGGACUCUUUGCGUUUGGUCAGGUAUAAAGAUGACUCUGACACACUGGUGGAGGAUGGUGGAAAACCAAGGGUUCAGUACGGCGUGGAGUUCACCUUUGAUGCUGAUGCACGGGUGGCCAUCACCCUCUAUUGCCAAGCAUUUGAGGAGUUCUCCAAUGGGAUGGCAGUGUACAGCCCAAAGAAUCCAUCACUGGUCUCUGAAACUGUGCAUUACAAACGAGGGGUGAGCCAGCAGUUCUCCAUGCCAUCUUUCAAAAUAGACUUCAGCGAAUGGAAAGAGGAAGAUCUGAACUUUGACCUUGACCGUGGAGUCUUUCCCAUGGUAAUCCAAGCUGUGGUUGAUGAAGGGGACGAUUGCCUUGGACAUGCUCACGUACUUCUGGCAGCCUUUGAAAGACACGUCGAUGGCAGUUUCUCCGUCAAGCCUCUGAAGCAGAAGCAAAUUGUGGACCGUGUGAGCUACCUCCUACAGGAGAUCUAUGGGAUUGAGAACAAAAACAACCAAGAAACAAAGCCAUCGGAUGAUGAGAACAGUGACAACAGCAACGAGUGUGUUGUCUGUCUGUCUGACCUGCGAGAUACACUCAUCCUGCCCUGCAGACAUCUGUGUCUCUGCAACUCAUGUGCAGACACCCUGCGUUACCAGGCCAACAACUGUCCAAUCUGCAGGCUGCCCUUCAGAGCCUUGCUACAGAUCAGAGCUGUGAGGAAAAAGCCUGGCGCUCUUUCCCCCGUAUCUUUCAGCCCUGUUCUGGCUCAGACUAUGGACCAUGACGAGCACUCUAGCACAGACUCUGUUCCUCCUGGCUUUGAGCCCAUCUCACUGUUGGAGGCUCUGAACGGUCUGCGGUCAGUGUCUCCCGCCAUCCCAUCUGCCCCCCUCUAUGACGAAAUCAACUUCUCCGGCAGUCUGGGAGGCGACAGCAGACAGCUGAGCUCCCCAGAACAUUUAAAUGAUGGGAGUCUGCAGAAAGGCAAAGUCAGCAAGUCACCUGACAGCACCCUUAGGUCUCCAUCCUCUCCCAUCCAGGAGGAAGAUGAGGAGAAGCUGUCCGAGAUGUCCGAUGCUCAGCCCCACACGAUGCUGUCCAGCAGCCCCGCCCCCACAGAUGCCACAGCGACUGAGGACGUGGCAGAAUCCCUGUCUCCAGACGAUGAGGACAGGAUGCAUUCUGGUGGAGACAUCCUACAGGACUGCAGCAGUGAGCACAGCAGCUUGACCAAAACAGAGAGUGACCCCCCGGGCGACUUGUCUUUGCCAGGAUCAUCGGAGUCAACAGAAAGCCUGAAAAGUCAGAGCACAAACUGCUCCAGCCAGCCUCUCCUGUGUCCCUCAAGCAGCGUUCAUAUGGAGGAUGAGCACCUCAGCCCCUGACUCUGGUCCAGCCUCUUCCCUCUCAUCCAUCAGAACACACCAGUGCUUUGAAAGGUCAUUCAGUUCCUCUAUUCCUUUUACCCUCCAACCCUGAAAGGAAGUCCACCAGGACAAGGGAAGGCUUUAUCCCAUCAAUGUCUCUGACGUAAGAAAAGAGAUUUGACCGAAGAUGCUCUUGAUACCUUUCCCUACUGACUGAUGGGUUUUUUUGUUUUGUUUUAUUUAGUUAGUUUUUUUUU
Molecule: messenger RNA, 2301 nt
Organism: Scatophagus argus
Lineage: Eukaryota; Metazoa; Chordata; Actinopteri; Scatophagidae
Gene: mgrn1b
Product: mahogunin, ring finger 1b
Exons: 17
Coding region: 413-2062 (549 amino acids)
Biological process (GO): protein ubiquitination; endosome to lysosome transport; negative regulation of G protein-coupled receptor signaling pathway
Cellular component (GO): plasma membrane; nucleus; cytoplasm
Molecular function (GO): ubiquitin protein ligase activity
Source: RefSeq, a predicted model, not a curated record